Messenger RNA from Exserohilum turcica Et28A, 488 nucleotides. RefSeq lists its product as uncharacterized. Lineage: Eukaryota; Fungi; Ascomycota; Dothideomycetes; Pleosporales; Pleosporaceae. Bases 154 to 411 code for a protein of 85 amino acids. The record is from RefSeq and is a predicted model, not a curated record. The transcript has a single exon.
UCAGGUCGUACCCGACGUUUGGCAGCGCAUCCGUCCGGGCAUGGCCACUGUUAUGAGGAGCGCGGGGAGCACAUGUCAAGGAAAAGCUUGAUAAGCGAGUGCCGCCGAAGACAAAAAUGACCUGUCAGGCGCCUGACAAGCGAAGGAAGCACCAUGGUCCAGCACAUGUCAGUCCCGAUCGGAACCAUCUCGGCGCCCGUACCCGCGUUCUGGAUUAGCCCAAGUCGGCCUUCAGCGAAAACGAGUGAUUGCAGGCAGAGUGACGACUUACCACGCGCGUCUCCAUGUCGACAGAAACGGCGCUAUGACAGCCAAGCAGGUUCACAAACUAUGCGGCUGACAGCGCGCAUGUGUAGCAGUCGCCGCUUCUUCGAGCUGGUAGCUAUCAAAUGGCCAAAGAAGGAUCCGUGAGAUUAGACUUUCGGGCAUUUCAAGCUUUGCACGCUGUUUUCGCCUUGUCGACAUAUCUUAACUGUUUUAGCAGUGGC